AUGUUUGACUCUUCUGUUGGACCCGCCAUUCCGCAGAGAACGUCAGCGAGGACCGUUUUGAGCCCUAAGUCCAAACAAGAACAACGAAGACGUUCUCUUCCUACUGCUUCUCACCGGGAUGCUAAACGACGAACAUCGAACCACGUUGUUGUCAAGCCUGCAUCAACAGAAGUGAUAUCGUCCUUAAUAGAGACCCUGUCUGCGAUCUCCUCGCCAGCAGAACACCACCUCGACUCCCUGCCCAGCAUAGCUAGUUCCCACUCAACACCAGCCUCGCCACGUCCAUGGCAAGCGGGAUUUCCUCUAUUCACCGGACCCAGCAGCGGUGCUCCUCAAGGCGACUCAAUGCGACCAUCUCUCUCUGGAUCGGGAACAGACUUCGAUGCACAAAAGAGACCUCACGGGGUGCACGAUAAUUACUUCCUACAUCCCGACCGCUCGUCAAUUAGAAAUUGGUCGCCUAGGCGCAUCUCAUCGGACAAAUCCUUACGAGAGUAUGCGAAGGAACCGACGGAUCUCUUUGAUUUGGGAGGAGCAUAUAGUAUUGGGAAUCUAAGCAUCGAGCCAAAGCCUUCAACCACAACAAUCAACUUAGACAGAAGUGAAGGCCGGAAGGGUCUUAAUAGUUUUGCAAGUUUCAGGAGCUUGGGCUUGAAGGCUUCCAGGGACUCGUUGCCUGGGUCCAACGGCCUCGUUGUCCUGAAGCCUAGGUCGGAAGCGAAGCGCACUCGCGAGAGAAUUGUAAUAAGGGAUACACCUCCAGGAUCACCCGGACCAGAUCAGCUGUUUUUGUCGAAACGAGGCACCGGCGAUCGGGUGGCGGUAGAGCCUCCCAAUAUACCGACUCGAGCAUCAUCCGUGCAGUCUAACGGGUCUCCGGGAAGGUUGUACGGGAAUCCAGAGGAAAUGGAUGGCGAGCCCAGCGGCCGCAAAAAAAGAUACAGCAUACCGAACGAAGACAGCAUCCCUACCCGGAGUUCAUCCAUACGCCAUAGCCUGCGAUUGAGCCCAUCACGUCAUAGUAGGAGAUCUCAGCUAUCUGAGAGUAGCAGUGGUAUGGAGCCCAGCAAGUCGGUAUUAGAAAACCCGCCUAAUAUCCCAGAGCAGACGCUUCAGGAAGUGCCUGAUGAGCUGGGAGAGGAUUCAGUGAAUCGCAGAAUCAAAGAGCUCAAGGACCAGAAACUUGAAAGAGAGCGAAGCUCAAUGGAGAGCCCAACGGAAUUCUUCUCGGCCCCGCAGACACCAAAUCGGAGUCUUGCGCCUUCUCCAGGUCCGGUCGCUCCCCAAACAACAUCUAUCAGUGCCCUGCUACUGGAACAAAAGACCGAUGCAGUCGAGGUCCCAGAACCCAAGCUUAUGAACGAUACUGAGAGAAGCGCCCCUGCGCCGGCAAUCGCGCAGAGGAUCAGUAGACAUAAUGGAGUGCGAGCCAGCUCCGUGGAAGCCAAGCCAGCUACCGUAACAGAUUCUUCAAUCACUUCAAGAGAUGGUGACAAAAGGCCAUCAUUUGCUUUGCCACAGAGGUCCAAUUCUCGUCUAUUGAAGCGCUUCUCUCGGCCCAUGAGUCCCGCACCUGCGGAGAAACGGAGGACAGUUUCCAGUAACUUAUUGGAGACCAAGCGCAAUACGUCUUACCAGAUUGAUGAAGCUGAUCUAGUAAGUGAUGCCGUCAACGAGUAUCUUCUGUCUUCCAGGUUGUCCCAAAAGAUAAGCGAUCCGCAGACAGGGCGGGUAAUAUCCUUUUCUGAAGUUGGGGAUCCUGAAGGCUCAGUGAUCUUCUGUUGCGUUGGAAUGGGUCUGACUAGAUUCGUCACGGUUUUCUACGAUGAGUUGGCAUCUACACUGAAGCUUCGACUUGUGACACCUGAUCGUCCCGGCGUAGGAGGCAGCGAUCCUCACACAGAUGGGCUGGAUACACCGUUGGGCUGGCCCGAUGAUGUGCGUGCCAUUUGCCAGCAUUUGAAAAUUACGAAAUUUUCAAUCUUGGCCCAUUCUGCGGGUGCAGUAUAUGCUCUAGCUACCGCACUGCGGAUGCCUCAACAUAUCCGUUGCCGAGUACAUCUACUCGCUCCGUGGAUUCCGCCAUCUCAAAUGUAUACCAUCGGCGCUCAGCAGGAGCCUUCGCCAGCAAAGUCUCUUCCUUACUCGCAGCGUUUCCUGCGGUCUUUACCCACGACCUUUCUUAAAGCUGCAAACUCGAGUUUUCUCAACGCUACGAGCGCAAGUGUCACCACCACCCUCCCCAAAUCACCUCGUCGCUCCAAGCGCAAGAGUUUCAUUUGGGGUGGAGCAGCGGUGCCUGAUAUCCAGGAAGCUGCAAAUGGUGGUGACCGGGAUGCUUCUUUGUCUCCCACACUCUCCAACUGCGAAAUGGCAGACUUCUCCAAAGAGAACCGUCCUUCUAGUCGUCGCGUCUCGAAUUCAACGAAUGGAAGAUCUACCGCUCAAAUUCAAAAAGAACGGCGGUCGAUAUUUGAUGCUCGACUGACAGAAGCUACCUGGGAUGCCGCAACGACUGGGGCCAACCCAGCGGUCGAUUUGCUAGUCUGCCUUGAGCGGCGCCAGCCGAUUGGCUUCAGAUACGUUGAUAUCACGAGGUCUGUGGUCAUUCACCAUGGCAGCAGGGACAGUAGAGUCCCUGUGGACAAUGUCAAGUGGUUGGGCAAAACAAUGAGGAGGUGUGAGGUUCGGGUGUUGGAAGGCGAAGGACAUGGAUUGAUGGCUUCAGCUGGUGUAAUGGGUAGUGUUCUGAUGGAGAUGGCACAAGAAUGGUCUGAUUGGAAUCGAGUUGUGAAAGGAAAGGGAGGUAUGGCGGUAUGA
Messenger RNA from Letharia columbiana, 2820 nucleotides. RefSeq lists its product as uncharacterized. NCBI's taxonomy places the organism in Eukaryota, Fungi, Ascomycota, Lecanoromycetes, Lecanorales, Parmeliaceae. The record is from RefSeq and is a predicted model, not a curated record. The transcript has a single exon. The coding region runs from base 1 to 2820 and encodes 939 amino acids.